AUGCGACAGCCACAGGGCUAUGUGCAAGGUGAUGGGAAGCUGCUUGGAUUCACUGUCACAGCCUCUGAUGUUUCAGUCUCCACCAAGUUUGAUGCCAAUGCUACCACCUUUGUACUUGUGUAUGUAGAUGAUGUGAUCAUCACUAGAAGCUCAACAAGUGCUAUGAUGGCUGUAGUGAACCAGCUGAAUUGCAAGUUUGCACUCAAGGAUAUGGGCGAUCUUCAUUAUUUUCUAGGCAUUCAGGUUAGCAAGACUAAGGGUGGUGGAUUGUUACUCAGCCAAGAGAAAUACGUUACCAAUUUACUAGGAAAGGUAUGUAUGACGGGCUGCAAGCCCUGUAAAACACCUCUCCCAUCAUCACUGAAAAUCUCUCAGUUUGGUGGUGACAGGUUUGAUGAACCAGCCCUUUAUCAUUCAGUGGUAGGAAGUCUUCAAUAUCUCACCAUCACAAGACCAGAGCUCGCCUAUGUUGUAAGCAAACUCUCUCAGUUCAUGCAAGACCCAUUGGAAUCGCAUUGGAAACUAGUUAAAAGAAUCCCUAGGUAUGCAAGUGGAACAAUCAAAUAUGACUUACAUCUCCGUAAGAAUGACUCGUUGAACAUCACAGCCUAUUGUGAUUCGGAUUGGGGAGGAGAUCCUGAUGACAAAAAAUCAACUGGUGGUAUGUGUGUUUUCUUAGGAAGAAACUUGGUUUCCUGGUCUUCUAAGAAGCAAUCUUUGGUGGCCAGGUCAAGCACAGAGACUGAAUACAGAGCUAUGGCAGAUCUAAUUGCAGAACUUAUAUGGAUCAAGAACCUGCUAAGUGAGCUAAGGGUCACAGCUUCUAUUCCCACCAUAUAUUGUGACAACCUGAGUGUUGUGCUUUUGGCAAGCAACCCCAUCCUGCAUUCAAAGUCUAAACACUUUGAAAUUGAUCUUCAUUUUGUGAGGGACUAUGUAGCAAAGGAAGUGGUAAAAGUUAGCCAUGUUUCGGGAUCUGUUCAGUUGGCAGACAUUCUGACAAAGGCAAUUUUCUUUGGAAUGUUUGACAAUGCUAGAGCAAGGUUGAAUGUUGAGACAAAUUUGCUGUGUAGUGCCACUGCUGAAGGGGUAGCAGGAAUAGUUAAUGAGCCAGCCAUGCCUAGUAAUGAAGGAGCCUUGCAGAAUGGCAGCAAACCUAAAGACUUUAGCAGCAGAGUGCAUGAUGGAGUAAGUGUUGAGCAACAUAAUAAAAUCAGAUAG
Molecule: messenger RNA, 1221 nt
Organism: Arachis ipaensis
Lineage: Eukaryota; Viridiplantae; Streptophyta; Magnoliopsida; Fabales; Fabaceae
Source: RefSeq, a predicted model, not a curated record